AUGGAUGUGAAGACACUUUUAGCACUAGCCCAGAAUGCGGUAGACGUUGGAAAUAUAGCUGCCGCCCAGGAAUUUUACGAAGUUGCCUUAACCCGCAGUCCGAACAACAUUGAAGUAUUGGAGGCGUAUGCGGAAUUAAUGAUUCACUACGUGCAGGACAUCCCCCGUGCGAAGCAGAUGCUGCAGCACGCCAUUGCCGUUGAUCCACAGCACGGGCACGUGAAGUAUCUCAAUCUCGCGCAGCUCUGUGAUGCCAACGAGUCCCUCGCCUGUUAUCAGCGGGCCCUCGAGGUGCUGCAGGCGGAACUGCAGGCGUGCGGGAGUCGGCCGCGGCGGCGGGCUGCGCUGCGCUCGACCCUCGCGACGGUCCACUGCGCCGUGGCGGAGUUGUACCUGACGGAUCUCUGCGAGGCGGACGGGGCGGAGGGCCUCUGCGCAGCCGCCCUCGACGCCGCCGUCGCCGCCAACCCGCAGUGCGUCGAGGCCCACCAGCUGCUCGGGUCCAUGCGGCUCAGUCAGGGAAGGCCGGAGGAGGCACGCCAGCACCUCCGCCGCGCCGUCGACCUCACACACCACCUCAGCGAGAGGGAACAGCCCACGUAUGAGUCGAAGGUCGAACUCGCCAGGCUGCUCAUGCAAGUCGCACCAGAUGAGGCACAUAAAUUUCUGCUGGAGAUACUGCAGUUAGGGGAUAAUAAUCCAUACAUUUGGUUCCUCUUGGGAGAGACGGCAAGGAUGCGUAAGCGAUACAUUGACUCCGCAAGACUGCUUCGACGAGCACGGGUAAUGCUUACAAUGACUAGUGGUGAUGUAGAGGCAUUGAAAGAAGUAGACGCGGCGAUAACAGUCUUGGUAAGCGAAAUGGGUGGGCCAUCAGUGGCAGAGCAAAUCCCUGAUUUGGAUCAUCCAAAUCCUAUUGAGUUGUUGCUUCCAGAGGAAGAAGAAGAUGAUGAUAACAAUGGUGCAGGGGAUGGGAAUGCUGAUGAGGUCUUAGAUGAACCAGAGUGGGAAUCAUGCGAUGAUGAUGAUGACGAUUAA
Messenger RNA from Trypanosoma theileri, 1038 nucleotides. Its product is annotated as TPR domain protein. The record is from RefSeq and is a predicted model, not a curated record. Gene Ontology annotation, molecular function: protein binding. The coding region runs from base 1 to 1038 and encodes 345 amino acids. Gene Ontology annotation, biological process: cell division. The transcript has a single exon. NCBI's taxonomy places the organism in Eukaryota, Euglenozoa, Kinetoplastea, Trypanosomatida, Trypanosomatidae.